Homarus americanus (American lobster) is the source of this 1274-nucleotide messenger RNA. RefSeq lists its product as uncharacterized. The record is from RefSeq and is a predicted model, not a curated record. The annotation marks the transcript as partial. The transcript has 6 exons. Lineage: Eukaryota; Metazoa; Arthropoda; Malacostraca; Decapoda; Nephropidae.
AUGGCUACGUUUGAUGUGGAGGGGUUUGUUGAAAAUCCAUCCGUAGAAAUGUUAAAAGACAGUGUGUUAAGAAAGGAUGAUGGGAUGAAACUUGCCGAUACAUAUGAGAUUGAGUAUCGACGUAGUCAAAGAAAGUCUGAAAUUAAAAAUGCAGUAUUAACUGAGCUUGUAAAUGAAGAGGUGCUACCGAAGGGGGCACUGACUUUGCGUUCAUUUGACCCCAGAGAAACUGUAGAGAUAAGAAAGUUAGAAAUGGAGCAUAGAAGGCUAGAACGAGAAAAGGAUAAGUUGCAUGAGUUGGCUUUGAAGGAAAGAGAAGAAAGGGAAAGAGAGCGUGAAAGACAGCAUGAAUUAGCGUUAGCACAGGUUAGCAGUAGAAGACCAGACUUACAGGCAUUGUCUUUAGUAUCUGAGACAAAAUUGUUUGAUGUGACAAAACAUUUGAGACUUGUGCCUGCUUUUGACGAGGAGGAUCCACAAGAGUUUUUCAUGCAGUUUGAGAAGAUUGCAAAGUCUUUUCAGUGGCCUGAAGAGUCGUGCUAUGAUUCCAAAUUCGGUAUUCUGAGCGGCCCUUCCACUGCAUUACCAUUAACCCCUGCCCUGCCCUGUCAGACAAUGAUGUAUGUGACGUCUCUACUAGGACUCUUCAUAGUAUUAGCGUCCUCCGGUGUGCCAAGGCUGCCUCGCCUUCAGGACAGACCUUUAAUAGCUGCGGUGGAGGAUGUGUUGGCCUCAGUCACUGAUCCUUACUGCUUCCUUGUAUUCAUCACGGACGGCAGUACCUGGCCCAUCGCUCUUUAUAAGGGCAUACAUCAUUACCACGCCCCUUGGGGUGUGGGAGCGUUCGAGGUGGUAGUGGACGGCCAGAACGCUAACGUGACACAGGCGCAACUCUCCUGGGUGGUCGACGAGGCUCGGCGGCUGCGGCAGGUGUCAUGGUGCGUGACGGUGGUGGUGGUGAGCGACGACCCAGCCUUCCUCGUCACCUUCGCUGAGUUAUCUGUUAAGGGCCGCCUCCUGGUGUGGUCGUCGAGGCUUCUCAUUGUCACCCGCCCUUUUCUCCUAGAGCUGCAAGGUCUCCAUAAGUUACUCUCCCUUAAUAACGCCAUGUUGCUCAUCAUGGAUGAAUCUUCAACUUCUCGCCAGUCUACUGUUUACAUUCACUUACCUUUCACAACCCAUGAGGCAGAGCCACUGAAGGUUGCCAUCUGGACGCCCCACCGAGGCCUCACCCUGACCACCAGCCUCCCGCUCUUCCCUGACAAGUUCUUCAU